This is a messenger RNA of Oikopleura dioica, 624 nucleotides long. NCBI's taxonomy places the organism in Eukaryota, Metazoa, Chordata, Appendicularia, Copelata, Oikopleuridae. The record is from the annotation of a GenBank genome assembly.
AUGUCAGAUUGGGGUGGGUUUUCGGACGCAGAACUUCGCCACCUCCGAAGUGGCGGCGAUUCAACAGCGACCAAAGCUAAACCAGCCUCGUCCAAAUCGCCGAAAAAGGCACUCGCCGCUAAAAAGACCUCAAAGCCAAAACCGCCGAAAAAAUUACCUGAUGAAGCCCUCCUUCCUACUAGUACAAACGCUGAACCAGCUAAACAGGAACCCAAAGAAGAAAUCCAAGUGAACAAAGUUGACACCUCAUCAAAUCAACCUGAAGUACCGGAUUUUAUUGAAGAAGAAGUGGCCGAGCAAAAGAAAAAGAUGGAGAUCCAAGAAGUCGAGAAGAUCCAAAAAGAGAUGGAGGAGAAGAAUAAAAGGCGAAGAGCCGCUCUAGCUCAAGAGGUCAUCUCUCGCCAAAAGAAAGCUGCAUUGGAAAGCAAAAUGCUCGCGACGAUUCAGGAUGAAUUAGUUAAAUUGGAUAACCUGCUUAAUGCGGACGUUGCCGUAAUCCGCGAUCAAAUCGACAAGGCUUGCGUAGAAUUUAGCGAAGCAAAUCGUCGAUUUCAAACAGCAGAGAAAGAGUACGUCGAUGCUAAGUUCGACCUCCAGCAAAAACUGAGACAAAGGACAACCUGA